This is a messenger RNA of Chara braunii, 6247 nucleotides long. NCBI's taxonomy places the organism in Eukaryota, Viridiplantae, Streptophyta, Charophyceae, Charales, Characeae. The record is from the annotation of a GenBank genome assembly.
UCAUGGCCAGCCUUGUUUAUCUCCUUCGAUAGCGUGCCUCUCCGCCGAGUCAGACCCUCUGCUUGUUCUAUUGACGUGCCCUCCCUUCAUUUCCUGCCUCUGCGUCGUCAGUCGUGCCUCUGCUCACCUUCAUUCUUCGCCUUCCCUCUCUGUGCUCUCUCUAGCACGUUUGAUUGUUCGUAAACCUUUGAUGAUACUCUCUCGAAGCUCGGCGUAUGAAGCAAUGUUGCUCUGGUUCUGAUUCCUCGCUUACGUUUUUACAGACGCCUGCCAACAUGGCCGGCUUGCGGAGGUGGGAAGACUUGUGAUUAAGGCACUCGAGUUCUCGUGCAGUGUCCUUCUCGCUUCUGCAGAUUGAGCUGCAAGGAGUCACGCUCGAGGGAUGUUGCGGCGCAUUUGUAUAAUGCUCUCUUCGUCAAGUGGGAUUUCGGACUGCCUCUUGUUGAUCGGGUAGGUGGAAAGGUGUCGUAAGCCGGGAGGGGAUCCGGGAAGAGUCCUCUGCAGGCAAGGCAACUCACGAAGAUCGCCUGUGGAGCCUACGAACUGCCGUCAAAAGCUUCGUUCUUCGCGGAAAACGGGCAUGAUCAUGAGGAGUUGUCAAGGGAAGUGGAGGGUUACUGUUCUCGGCGGGAUUGAUGGAGGGCGAGAUCGCUAUGGCGGGCGGGAUGGCUAUGGCGGGCGUGAACGCUAUGGAGCGCGGGAAACCGUCUUCUUCUUCUUCUUAGGUUUCUUGGCAACAGUGUUGGCCAUGUCGGUCGACAUCGCGGAUGCUGUUCCCUCGGCGAGAUUGCUGCGCGAUGAGGCGAUCGGAGGAGAAGAGGAUUGGGAUGUUCUCGGGAGCGCGAGCGUUCGUCUUGUUAACGGCUAUUUAGGACGAGAUACGGCCAGGGAAUCAUCGUCUUCAGGCACGCUGCCCUUCUUGCAUUUCGAUGAUGUCGAGUACUUUCUCUGGGGAGAUCAUCGCGGGAGGCUCCUCGAGGCGGUUGCAAGUUCUGCAGUCGCUUCGGGCUUCCAUUCUGCUGCAGCAUUUGGCUCGGAAUCGAAUGAUGGAGGAGGUGUGGGCUCGCAGCCCUCGGCGCCGGCGGAUCCCAGUUUGGCUCGAACGGGUGGCGGUGAGCGAGCGAGAAUGCCGCCUCCGUCUGUGCCAGGAGGGGCAUCUGUUGAGCAGAGUGCCCCGGCAACUGCUCACUCUUCCAUGCCGAGCCACGGAGGUCCUGUUUCGCAGGCACCGGCAAGCGGUUCUCAUUCGGCGGUCAGCGACGGUACGAUCUCUCAAGGUUCGCUCAGACCUUCUGCGAGCUUAAGCAGUCAAUCUCCAUCGUUGGUGGAAGGAUGGGAUGUAGCUGACGGCUCCGUGGCAUCAUCGACAAAUGCUGUCAAGUCUUUGGCGUCGAUGAGUUCUGCUCUCGCUUCAUCUUCGGGUUCGAUCGAGAGAGCUGAUGAUACCCUUGGUCAUGGAUCGGAAGCAACUGUUGAAGCGCACGCGGCCUCGGCCUCAUCUACCUCUGCGGGGUCUUCAUCUUCGGCCCCAGCUGUUCCUGAGUUCCUGGAGGUAAUACAAGACGACACGGAUUUCAGCAUCCUGAACGAAGCCAACAAUGAGGCCGCCGCAAGGUUACACAGAUCGCUGUCAGUUGGGCUGGACUACGUGAACACUCUGCGGAACGUUACGUUUCUGGCGCCCGUGAACAGUGCGUGGGACUUUCUGGAUCCGGCGAUGAAGGACUGUCUGAUGGCAGGGGACAAGCUGGUCGAUGUCGUCGUCAAAUCCCACACACUGAUUGGGAAACUCACUGCGGAGAUGAUAAGCAAUGUGCCUAGGGUUGAAAACCUCUACAGGUUUUGGCUGAAUGUCACAACGGAUGACAUCACGAACUUAACGUCGGUGAACAAUGUGGAAAUCAUACGUCCUGAUGUGUACAUGUUUCCUACGAAAGUCGUUCACGGCUUUUCACGGAUAAUGUUGCCGUCAAACUGGAAGUCGUUCUGUGUAGGCGACGCUGGUACGGGAUCAACUUCCGUGACGGCGCCUCCGCCAUCAUCGGAGUCUCCUCUCGCAUCGUCGCACUCGCCGCCGCCACCCUUGUCCUCGUCGGCAGCACCACCUUCUUCUUCUUCUCAAGAGGGUGUGCAAGAGAGCGAUGCAUCGACAUCUCCGUCUUUGUCUCCGUCCUUGCCUCUCUCUUCUCCGCCUUCAUCAUCGGCAUCCGUGAUUCCUCCACCGCCUUCUGUUCCGCCGGUCGAUCAGAAGUUCGUCGGUUUUAUCGAAAGUGAAACCUCUCUGUCCAACCUCACGCGUGGAAGCGAGGCUUCUGCCGCCGCCGCGGAGUCCCGGGCCCCGGUGCAUCCGGGAGCUCCGAAGUCCCCCAUUGAGAAACUCUCUCGCCUCAGGAACGUGACUUUCCUGGCGCCUUUAGACGAAGCAUGGCAUUUGCUCAAUCCGAACAUUACUGACUGUCUUACUGCCGGCCGCUACUUGCUUGACUGGAUUAUCCAGUCUCAGACGAUUAGAGGGAAAUACGCGGCAACUGCUUUCACUGCCGGGCAGGUCGUUUAUAACUUGUUCGGCGAUCCGCUACACGUUUCGAAGAUCGCGGAAAGCAACGGAAUUCUCAGAACGUUUGUUAACGGCCUGGAACUCGUUAAGGAGAACAUGUACCAGGGUAGCGACAGAGUGAUUCACGGUCUAUCGGGACUGAUCCUGCCGAAGAAGUGGCAGAAGUACUGUACUCCGACACCGCCAUCGCCAAGUACUCCGGGUAGUCAAGGCGGUGCGCAGACACCUCCGUUCUCCUCAUCGCCACCACCGCGUGAUGAGGAUGAGUCCGUCUCAGUGUGUUGCGCCCGCACCCCUCCGCAACCGGAUGAAGGUUACUCGACAGUGUGCGUGCUUCCUGCUCCCUUGUUUCCUCCCCGUCCUUCCUCUUCCUCUUCCGCACCCUCCAAGCCGUCGAUAAGCACUCCGAUGUCGUCAUCGUCGAAGUUGCCUGUUCCUGUCAGCUCCUCUCCCACUAUGAGAACGGAGGAUAAGGGUUCAUCCUCUACUCCAAGCGUUAGCGAAUCCGAGCCACCAGUCUCAGACAAAAGUCCCGAUAACUCGCCACCAAUUGAGGCCUCUGCUUCAGAACCCUGCGACGUCCGGCGAGGGCGGGGUUGCGUCCCCGGCGCGCAUACUGCGUCCAAUGGUUCGGUGCUAAUAACUUCUUCGCCGACAGAGGGCGGUGAAGAAGGUACUGAUAACGGUACUAUCGUGACGGGUACGAGCGGCGAUACUGGGGAAGUGGACGGUGCGGAGGACCAAGGUAACAACCGUAUGGCCACUUUUAAUGUCAUCAGCGGCUGCUCAUCCGUGACGCAGAUGAUUAGAACCGGCUGUGUGGCUAUUCCUGUGCUCACGAGUUUGUUAACCACUGUACUUGUCUUUUCGCUAUCAUUAUCGCUCUCCGAUUUUAUUUGGUGAACCGAUUUUGCCCGGAUCUCGCCUCACUUGUCCUGGAUGUUUGAGAGAGAGAGAGAGAGAGAGAGAGAGAGAGAGAGAGAGAGAGAGAGAGGGACGGACCACUUUGAAUGCUUUGUUUAAGUAGAGUAGUGGUACUUGUACAGUCCGAUUGCUAGUACAUUGAUCAAGUGAUUAGUUGCAGUCGCUCUCCUUUUUGAUUGCGGUCGCCCAAUGGGUUCACAUGUCUUUAGAGGGAAGGUUUUUACCGUUCACAACUUGCGCUGCUAGCUACUCUCGAGUCUCGACUCGUGCUCGGCGCAACCAUUUUGGCUUCCCGAGCUUGUUUGCUUUGCUUGUACAGGAAUUUGCAUCUUGUUUUUUUGGCCUUUUUGUUGUCCUUCUUGACCCACUGCCAUUGACUUGUUGAUUCUCUGCUGUGGGAGGACGGCGUUGUUUCCCCCCCCUCAACUGCUGUUCACGACACCGUGUCGUGCACAGGCACACGCAGUCACGAUUACGGUGGAGAAACGGUAUGCGUACGGCAGUGACUGCGCGCUCAUGGAUCGAGCGAGUGAUAAGCUUAUACUAUGUAGUGAAUAGACUGUUGCAAUCCAUGGUAUUCAGAAGGCCGUGGGCGGGAUUGCCUGAUGUCUUCAGUUGAAUCACAGAAGAGAGGAAUGCAUCAACGGUACAAGGAGGUAGUACAAGGGCUUAUCGGAUGCUAGUAUCGAGUGUUCAGCCGUGCACAAUAUAUUUUGCGGUUAGGCGUGUCUGUAUGUGGGAACCGUGCGUUGAGAUGGUUUACUCCCGAUGCGAGAUAGUGCUUCUUAGGGGACGACGGCGAAAAAAGUGCGACCUUGCCUUGAAAUGUGGGAGGAGAGUAGGUGGUCCUGGAAACGAAGUGGAAAAACUCUAGAGGGUAGAAAAUAGGGUGGCUUGCGGAAGCAGGUUAGAACUAUGCAAGUUGACGGGGAGUUCCAUCCGGGGGACCUUGGACUUCGCACCUUAUCAUCCGUUAUCUUUACAGUGCUGGGACAAGCCUCUUCCCGAGCUCUUAUCACAUGCCCUUGGUAAUUCCCACGGAAUUGUAAGCUGCAAAGGCUGAGGACCCUUGUGGGCAGCAGGGACUGGUGCACCGGUGCCAUCGCUUCGCCGAUGGCUGUUCCUUCCAGGAAGUGGAUUAUUCCCAGCGAAGAACGUCUGUCAUUCGCCAGAGUAUCGUUGUUUUUUGAGGGCACACCUUGGCUGUCAAAAGAUACUAUUGAGAUCAGUGGAAACCGCGGCCAGCGAUGAUGUUUUCCGUCAAUGGCGAAAGCUUGUCCGCCUUUGAAAGGUUGUGAUGACGAAGGAAUCACGGAUGAAUGGAUGUCGAAUGGAGAGGCGACACAAUGGUGGACGAAGCGAUGGCGACGUGGAUGUUGGACAGGGCGAUGCUGGGCAGGCAGUUGUGAAAGUUUUGGGGAUGCUGCCCGCAAGAGAAGGUUGUUCCAAUGGAGGUGUGUUGCGACAGAUAAUCCGAAGUUUAAAAUAAGAGGUCGGAGUGUGUGAUGGUCACCAGCCACCGGUAAAGCUGUGAUCUUUCCACGGAGGGAGCCCGCAGAGAGCUAGUGAGCGCGGAUAAUCAGACUCUUUCAGCAGCGACAUAUGCGGAAGAGGGCAAGCCGCCUUUUGAAGGCCAGCCUUGCGCAGAGAUGGAGCCUCAAAUUACAUUGACACGUAUGGUGGGAUUACCUGAGGAGGGGUGGGGAGGUUGAUCUCAAGCGAGGGCUUCGUGCUCGUGAGGGUUUACAGACGGUUAAAGUGAGGGCUUUGUGCUUGUUGGAAGCUUGAUCCGGCGACGGUCUUUUGGAGGUCGGGUUCGGGAAAAGGCUAUGUGCAUGAGAGGAUUACGGACAAUUCAAGAGUGAGGAGUAAGUAGAUCGGUUCGUCAUCGGCUACAAGGCAGGGAUGCGGGGAGAUCCUUGUAUUGUUCUGGGAGAGAGAGAGAGAGAGAGAGAGAGAGAGAGAGAGAGAGAGAGAGAGAGAGAGAGAGAGAGAGAGAGAGAGAGAGAGAGAGAGAGAGAGUAGUCUAGCAUACGACGUUUACUAACUGUGGGUUGUCUAUUACAUCUUUCGCGCGGAAGGAUGGUUGCUCGCACGGUGGCGCGAUUGGAACGUAAUCGCUGGCAAGGGUGCUGAGUGAAGAAUGGUCAUGAGGACCUUAUCUGGAGGUGAAGGCUGUACGAAGAGAUUGAUUGUAUUCUAUAGAUGAUCACGAUUGUGGGAUGAGGCGGUUGAUGAGCGGAAUUGUAUUUUGCGCGAAACGUGCUACUACGUAACCCGAACGGCUGUGCGGCGGAGGUUAGGACGAGUGGUCUGUCUACACACGGGCCUGAAAAGAUGGUAUUUUUAGGCGUCCUUCGAGAGAUCGGCAACGUAAUAGGCAGCGGGUAAAAGCGUCGUUUUGAUAGUUUGGUCGGCAAUUGAGAUGUGUGCAAAGCGAUGCAGUGAUUCGUGAAUUGAUUGAGGGAGGAUUCGGUGGCGGUUGAUGGGAAUCCCGAAUCAUGGUGGUAUCGCCGUAAUCAACCUGUUGGAGCUCCGGUCCUGUAGAGUAGGUAAAUUGCGUUCCUCUUUAGUUCCGUCGGAACUUGGCCACUGCUUGGAUUUGAAUCUAGCGGACCGCGUUGGCCUCAAGUUGAAUAGGUCGUGCUGCUACUUUUCACCUGUGUCGUUUGGAAGGGAAAGCGGCUUCCGUGUUGCUUGCUCCGUUUUUAUUUUAAAACCUGAUUGUGCUCUGCUAUGUGGUUGCCGCUCUAUACGCUACUGUCU